Molecule: messenger RNA, 2634 nt
Organism: Amphiprion ocellaris (clown anemonefish)
Lineage: Eukaryota; Metazoa; Chordata; Actinopteri; Pomacentridae
Product: E3 ubiquitin-protein ligase rnf146-like
Exons: 2
Coding region: 16-1260 (414 amino acids)
Biological process (GO): ubiquitin-dependent protein catabolic process; Wnt signaling pathway
Cellular component (GO): cytoplasm; nucleus
Molecular function (GO): ubiquitin protein ligase activity; zinc ion binding; poly-ADP-D-ribose binding
Source: RefSeq, a predicted model, not a curated record
CGUCUGUAGAUCUCCAUGUCAUCCAUACCGGCUCUUCUAACUGACUGCGGCCGAUCCGGGCGCACCGAGGUCGGCGAGACUCGGCUCGGCUCGGCUGGCAGCCGUUUAACAGUGCCGUCACCGCUUUGCUCCGGCGUCCAGCGCUUCAGAACCAAAUGUAAGUCCAGAUGUAUAAAUAUCCCCGUCUGCGGUUCUGCUGAGGACGCUUCUACCGUCCACUGGCUCCGGUUCGGUAUGGCGGGCUGUGGAGAGCUGGACCGCUCGCCGAAUAACUCGUCUUCCUCCAAGCUGAUCGAGGAAGACUCCUGCCCCUCCAACUCCUCUUCCUCCUCCUCUUCCUCCCCAGAAUGCGCCAUCUGCCUGCAGAGCUGCGUCCAUCCGGUGCGCCUGCCCUGCUGCCACGUCUUCUGCUACCUGUGCGUUAAAGGCGCCUCCUGGCACAGCAAACGUUGCGCUCUGUGCCGACAGCAGAUCCCCGAGGACUUCCUGGAGAGGCCGGUGCUUCUAUCGCCCGAGGAGCUGAAGGCGGCGGCUUCGGGGUUGAGCCGAGGCGGAGGGACGGCCGGAGAGUCCCGCGGAGACUUCGCCUGGUACUACGAAGGACGCAACGGCUGGUGGCAGUACGACGAGAGGACGAGCCGGGAGCUGGAGGAGGCCUUCGCUAAGGGCAGGAAGAGCACCGAGAUGCUGAUCGCCGGCUUCCUGUAUGUGGCCGACCUGGAGAACAUGGUGCAGUACCGCAGGAACGAACACGGCCGCAGACGCAAGAUCAAGAGGGACGUCGUGGACAUCCCAAAGAAGGGCGUGGCCGGACUGAGGCUGGAGCCCGAACCCGCUGUCUCCGUUUCCGUUUUACCCUCAGAACGAGUCAGUUCGGCCGAUGGCUCGGACUCUGCCGGCCAGUCACAGUCUUCCUUCGGCAUCAUGGUGCCUCUUCCCCCCGUUAGACCUCAGACUCUGCUGGGACGACACCUCUCCAGCCCUCUGUCUCCGCCUCCUUCCACCCUGGAGGAGUCCUUCUCUCAGCUGCUGAUCAGCCAGCCGGAGGGCGAGGAGGUGGACGGAGAGUACGAGUUCGCCUCAGGCAGCGGCGAGGAAGAGGACGAGGAGAAGGAGAGGGAAGAACCAACGGCACAAAGAAGGCCGAGGCUGAGGGAGAACCAGCCGACCAGAAUCCCUCCCAGAGGCCGACCGUCCAGCUCUGCUCUGAGUCUUCGCUCUCGUAGUCCGGAUGGACAGUGUACUGUGACCGAAGUGUGACCGGACAGACUUUAAACGCAUCAGUUCAGCAAAAAAAAAAAAAAACAUCUGUGAAGAUCCAAGGAAAGGAAGAACACCUCUAUGGGUGAUCAAUCAUGUGCCAAAUAUGAUCCUAGGAUGCAUUUGACCUGUUUUUAUGUCACAAUAAUCUUGAGUUAAUCGAAAACCUCCGUCCAGUUUCAUGAAAUCAUCAUCUUUUAUUAGUUUGUAGGCCUCUCAGUGAACAGUGGACUCUGGUUAGAUCAUAAAUCUUCCAUCCGCUGUUGUGUUUAAUUAAAAAAAUAGAUAAAACUUUAGACUUUUAACAUGUUUUAAGGUCUUUAGAAACUGGUUUAAGUCUUGUUUUUUUUUUUUUUUUUUUUUUUUUUUUUUAAAAUAACUUUUUGGUCAGAAUCACCAUCUGUCACUGCCUGUGAGAUAAAGAGCUGCAAUGAUUAAUGGAUUAGAUGUCAUCUAUUCAAUUAAUUAGCAACUAUUUUGAUAAUUUAUUAAUUAGUUUGAGUAAAAAUUAAGUUACUUUCCACCACUGGAAGCAAGUUAGACAUUUAGGUCUGCUUUGUAGACAUCUUUUGACAUUCUUUGCAUAAAAAUAACCUUUAAAAUACUCAAUUUUAGUCUAAAAACAUUCCUCCAAAUAAGAGAUGUCAACAAAGGAAGGAUCCAGGACGACAGAAUUGUAGAUUAUGUCAAAGUCAAUGUCAGAUUUAUUUAUAUAGCACUUUUAAAGACCUAUGGCCAACUAAAGUGCUUUAUAGUAAAAUAAAUCAACAAUACGAGAACAAUAAAAGCAAAACAAUACGACCGUAAAAUAAAACAGAUAAAAGAUCCAUUAAAAAUGACUUUGAUCAGCCAAAGGCCAGGGUGAACAAGUGGGUUUUAAGACAUGUUUUAAAAAUUAAAAAACAUUAAAACUGCAACAAUUACUCAAUUAGUUGUCAAGUUGGAAGAUUAAUCCCCGACUAAUUUUUAAUUUCCGUGGAAAAAAACCUCAAAAUUCUGUGAUUUUAGCUUCUUAAAUGUGAAUAUUUUCUGGUUUCUUUCCUCCUCUGUGACAGUAAACUGAAUAUUUUUGGGUUGUGGACAGAAAAAUAACAGGAAUUUGAUUAAAAUAAUACCAAUAAUCAGAAAAUGUAGAAUACUGGGUCACAUAAUUGGUCAAUUUUGACAAUUUUUAUAUAAUCUACAUCACUUCUUUGUCAACUAUUGAAUUAGUUGCCUUCUAAUUUGAUAGUUAAUUGGUUUUUGGGGCAUUUGUGAAGUCAAAAUUCUGUGAUUCCAGCUUUUUAAAUGUGUAUAUUUUCUAAUUGCUUUCCUCCUCUAUGACCAUAAACUGAAUAUAUUUGGUUUGUUGAUUAAACAAGACGUUUGAGGAAA